Molecule: messenger RNA, 192 nt
Organism: Racocetra persica
Lineage: Eukaryota; Fungi; Glomeromycota; Glomeromycetes; Diversisporales; Gigasporaceae
Source: the annotation of a GenBank genome assembly
UUAAGUCAAAUUAAUAUUGAUGAGAAUAAUGAGAUUGAAGAGUCUUUAGGAGAGUUUUUUUCUCAACAAAUAUCUGUUGCUUCAAUUACUUGUGAUAGAAUAUCUAAAAAGGGUUCUAGAACACUGUCAAUACCCAAUACUGCUUUUGAACAGAUAUCAAAUUUAUGUAUAGGAAUACAGUUUGAAUACUAG